Messenger RNA from Trichomycterus rosablanca, 4774 nucleotides. RefSeq names its product mitochondrial fission regulator 1-like (gene mtfr1l). Gene Ontology annotation, cellular component: mitochondrion. The transcript has 8 exons. The record is from RefSeq and is a predicted model, not a curated record. Lineage: Eukaryota; Metazoa; Chordata; Actinopteri; Siluriformes; Trichomycteridae. Bases 252 to 1172 code for a protein of 306 amino acids. Gene Ontology annotation, biological process: aerobic respiration; mitochondrial fission.
GAUAUGCAGUGAGUGAGUGACUAUUAUUCACCCUGUAUAGGGAACCUAAUUUAGUGGGGUUAGUGAUUUAGGAUUCAGCCACAGGGUUGUAUAGCAUUGGGCAAGGAAGCUAACUAGCUGUUGAAGGAGAGUCAACUCAUGAUGCUUGGUGAUCCCACUGCAGCAGGCUGAAGACUCAACACCAUGUCCUCUAUCCUGCAGUAAUAUUAACUUGAGCAGUUGUGUGGUGGCUUUAAAUCCUUUGGUAUAGAAUGGAAACUAGAGCGGAGGUUAUUCCUAUUUGGCAGAACAAGCCUCACGGUGCCACCCGAAGCGUGGUGAGGAGAAUCGGCUCUACGCUGCCUCUAAAACCCUGUCCAAGAGCAUGUUUCCAGGAGCUGCCGGGUCUUAACCUGCGCCAAACAGACGGGCCCCACGUGCCCACACUGGCCGACAUUGCCUGGAUCGCAGCCGAUGAAGAGGAGACAUUCGCCAGAGUGAGGAGCGACACACGACCCUUCAGGCAGGAGUGGAGGCCCACGCCUAUGCUAGUGCUGCACAGGAAUUCGUCCGUGCCCAACUUUAGACGAGAGGGCAAACGCUUGGAGGGCCUGAGAAAGCCGGGCAUCACCGCCCUGAACCGAACCACCGCCCUGCAGGACGAGCUGGGCCGCCUGCGUGCACAGAUUGCAAAGAUAGUGGCGGGCGAGUCAGACUCGAACCCCAUCACCCCUGACCUCCUCUCUCCGGACGACACCAGCGUCGGCUUCUCCAUGGCUCCUUUCGAGAUGGCCGCCAACUACCACCCGGCGCCCUCGGCCUCCUUCGUCAUCAGCGACGUCACCGAAGAAGACGAGGAGGAGGUGGAGGAGGAUGAGGACGACGUUAACGUGCCCGAGCUGGCUCCUGACCCCGUACUUCCAGCCUCCAUGACGGCCUCUGCGACCUUCGACCUCGAUCGGCCCACCAUGGAUUUCCGCGAGGCGGAGGAGGACACGGUGUCGCUGUCCAAGUCCACCAGCUUUGCCGACGUCAAAGACAUUCUGAAGGACAUGAACCGCAUGAAAAUGAGCAAGGACAGGUUUUCUCGCGGCUGUACGUCUCUGAGGGAGGAAGACUCGGCCUCCCUGAUCUCCGAAGUUCUGAGGAAGAAGUUCACCCUACACGAUGAAGAUAUCAGCAUGAAGAAGUAACCGACGUGUCGUCCACGGUUCCCGUCCUCACCCUGCUCACCACGCUUGUGCCAGCGGACUGUUUGCUGUGGAAACUUCACAGCGCCCCGCGAUGCCGAAAAUAAAACUCGCCCCCGUCACUUAUUUACAGCUUGUUUACAGCUGCAGGAAAAAAAGAAAAGCUCUGUGCUCAGACUCUCUCUCUCUUUCAUACACACACACACACGCAGUACACGCACGCACACACAUACAUACAUACACAUACAUACACACACAUACAUACAUGCAGUGUGUAACUAAAUGGUGUGUUUGUGUGAAUGUCCCACUGCAAACUGACCACAUGGACAGACUACAACUGCGGACAGAAUUAUAUAGAUGUAGUGCAGACAGACAGACAUAAUAAUGGACUGAAGAAUGGAUCAAUGUAAAUGACAAACUGACUGAACUAAUAAAUAAAAAAGAAUAAAGAAUUGUAAAGAAUUGCUGCCCUCUAGUGGGCACAGUUGGCUAAUCCCUGCAGCAGACAAAAUUGGCCUCCAGUCUGCAGGGUGGGAAAGACCGGACUAAUAAGGGUGGGGUUAUAAAUGCUGUGUAAGGGCAUGUUAUUGGGGCGUGGCUCUCCGUUUGGUGGACCUCACGCACAAAUGCACCAAACUGGUAUAAUAAGAAGGGAUUGGUGGAUUGCUCACACGUCGGAGGGACGCCGUCGGGGUCCCCAGCAGCAGAUUGGUUAUGCUUAAUUGCGAGAAAAUGGGGGGAAAAUGCAUAAAAAAUUAAUUAUUCGUAAAAUUAUGGAUGGAUAGAAGUACAGAAGGUUUGUGGAUUGACGUAUUGAUGCAUGAAAUGACCUGAAUGUACAGAAUGACAGACUGGUGCUGAAAUAAGUGGACUCAUGGACAAAAGUGUGAACAUACAAGACGACAGACUGAUUAAUGACUUGGCUGAAGGUUGGACAAGCUGCCUGAUUUUUCUUUUUUCUUUUAAUGUGCAAAAAUGCUCCCUAUAUGAACCUCGUCCUAAAGACUGAAACGAGGAACGGUGACAUUUUCAUUCAUCAUGCAGAAACGUUUGUUGUAGUUGAACAUUGUACAGUUUCAUAUCGGCCGGUUAAACAGAAACAUUAACGUGUGUUUUUAUGAUUUAUGAUUUUAGACGCUCAGCUUCAUUCUUCUACUAGAACUAAGUGUCUAUUUUUAUUCCAUCCUCGCACCAUUUCUACUUUGUGAAAUCUUGCAUUACAUCCUGUAAACAUUUAUGAUGAAACGAUUGAGAUUGAACUUGUUGGGUUUUUUUUAUUGACUUGUUUUAUGUUUGCAAUAGUUGUGUAGAACUAGAACCAUGGACGCUUCAUUUAAUGAUUUUCUUUAUUGUUAUCAUAUAUCUUUGUUUGCUUUAUUUGACUGUUGUUUUGUGUGUGUUUUUUGAGUAUUGUGUGUUUUUUGAAUAGUGUGUGUUGUUCUGCAUUUUCUCGAACACUAAGAUGCAGAUUAUUGUUUAGGCUGCAUUUUAAUUCGCUGCAGUUUAACGUGUUUUAUUAAAGUAGUAGUUUGGCUCUCUAAACAUCCACAGUUCAAAAGUUGUUAAUUAACCAAGAAACCAAGUUAAUUUUGAUGUCUGCAUGUAUCUGUAGGUACACACUUUAAAUGGAGAGUCGACUCACGAAAACGAUUCUGUACUAUCUUGCGAUGUGGUACAUUUUGUCUGUUUUCGCCUCUCAAAAUCUUCUCGUUUUUUCUUCAUUUUACUUUAUCUGAUUAGUCUCAUACAUACGUACAAUAAUAAUUUGUCAUAUCGGGCAAUGAAAAGAGCUUUGAUUCAUUUCUUCCGUCUCUUGAAAUGGAGAGUCGACUUAAAUUUUAGAGUCGACUCACCAAAAUGAUUCAGUCCAAUCUUGCAACGUGCUACACGUUAUGUUCUCUCAAAAUCUGAUUAGUCUUAUACAUCCUGCAUGUGUAUAUGUGUUGUCAGGGGAUUUUAGUUUCCUUUUUGGCCAAACAAUUGCUUUAAUGUAAUGUGGUGCCUCCUUUGAGCUGCAACAUGAACAAAACCACUUUGAGGAAACACAGUGAAGUGUGUAUGAGUGUUUUAGCUGGCUGGAGUCUCUACUGUGAAGUCAAGUGAAGUUGAAUUGUGUUGUUAUGAUGGUUGAUGAUUAUAUGAUGUGCAUGACUGAACUAAAGUUUGAAGCAUGGAUGCUCAUUCUCUUCUCUUGUUGCCUUAAUUACACUAGGUGCAAGGCAGGGAUAGUAAAUAAAAGAUGUCAGAAGUUUACAUACCGUUGCUUUGUAGGGGAUAUGUAUUGGUGCUCUUGGGGAAGAGACUGGGGUGCAUACUUUUUUGCCAGAAAUGUACGUGUGUGUGUGUGGCUCAAAUGUUUAACUGUGGACGGUCAGAUCUGUGUUCCAGAGACCUGUUUUUGGUGGUUCUUGGAUUACUUUUGUCCUUGGAAGGAUUUUGUUUGUUUGUUUAUUAGGAUUUUAACGUCAUGUUUUACACUUUUGGUUACAUUCAUGACAGGAACGGUAGUUUAUCUUCACACAAGGUUCAUCACUUCACAAGGUUAUAUCGAACACAGUCAUGGACAAUUUAGUGUCUCCAAUUCACCUCACUUGCAUGUUUUUGGACUGUGGGAGGAAACCGGAGCACCCGGAGUAAACCCACGCAGGCACGGGGAGAACAUGCAAACUCCACACAGAAAGGACCCAGACCGCCCCACCUGGGAAUCGAACCCAGGACCUUCUUGCUGUGAGGCGACAGUGCUACCCACUUAGCCACUGUGCCGCCCUCCUUGGAAGGAAACGACUGUUCCAUGUACUUAAUAAGUGCAGUUAGACUAGUGCCACAGAGCUAUAAACAGUCAAUUCUAAAUAAUAACAGUGAUUCUGAAGGCAAUUUAAAUUUAAAGCCAUUAUUACAUUUGCUUCCAUUAAUUACUGAAAUAACAGGACUGCUGUCCUUAACACGCCUAUGUAAACUUUUGACACGUAGCACAUGUGUGAUAUACAGUGUUGCAGUAGAUAUUAUCUAACCUUAAAUGAAGCAUUUAGCAUCUCAGGCACUUCUGAAUUUUGACCCAUUACCUCAUAUAUGCAUCGCCAAGCCUUCUGAACUCUACUACGUAUAAAACUAAAACUAUUACCAAUCAUAUUACAAGAAGCAUCAAUAAAGAAAAUAUACUGUUCACAUGCAGCCAUGCUUAAUUUUAAGGGAGAAUUUCUCUGCUGGUUGGCUUACAAACAUCCAUGGGGUUAUGGGGUGUCUGUGAUGAAUUUGGGUGUGCGAUCUGUGCUUUGUGGUUAUAUUGAGUGUUUAAUGUUAAUAAAAAGUGCACUAGACGUGUUCAAGACUAUAUAAACCGCUAUAACAGAACUGAGAGACACAAACUGGAUGAGGAUGGUCACAUCACACAUCUGCUAUACAUUAAUAAUACAUAAAACAUGAAGCUAGAUGAGAGUAAGUACUAUUCAGGAAUAAUAAACAUUGUGAAUGGAGGAAUGGAUUUUAUUUUAUUUGUUUAAUAGCAAGAUUCAUGAGUACUUUACCCCCCAUCCUUCAAUUAAACGCUGUUACCUGCCUGUGUAUUGUGCAAACAAAGAAAAAUAAAAACACUCUUGUUUAAAUUA